AUCAACUUAACGUGCUGUCUAAUCUUUAUCGAAGUUCCUUUCUAGAAUUUCCUCUGUUAUGGCAUUACGCAAGCUUCUUGGGAUGGGGUUGUUGCUUCUAGUGUGCCUCUCUAAGGUUUCAUCUGAUCAUGAGAUAGAAAAGGAUGAAGACGAAGAACUACACUUAUCUGAUAAGCCGCUUAUUGUGCGAGACGGGAACAGAAGGCUGAUGCAAGAUAUAGAUUGUGGAGGAUUGUGCAUUUCGAGGUGCAGUUUGCAUUCAAGGCCCAACUUGUGCAAAAGGGCCUGUGGGACUUGUUGUGUGAGGUGUAAAUGCGUUCCACCUGGCACCUCUGGCAAUAGGGAGAUUUGUGGGGCUUGUUACACUGAUAUGACCACCCAUGGCAACAAGACCAAGUGUCCUUAAUUAGACAGCUUUUUAAAGCCCAGAUGUCAUGGGCCCAAUUGGUUUGGGCUCCUUUACUUUCCAGUCCUACUUUGUUCCAACUAGUGUAGUUCAGUAAAUGGUGUGUGUUUGGAUAAGAAAAAAACGAGGUAUUUAUGUUGUUGUUGUUGUUGGCUGUUGCUAUAGUAGUAGUAGUAUGUACGUACACCUUUGUAUUCCUAGGCUUUUGACAUAGGUGUGUUCUUGUUAUUUUAUUUUUUUAUUGUCUAUUACGGUAGAUAGAUAUGAAAUGAAAUGAAUGCAUAAACUUGUUUGUGU
Cicer arietinum (chickpea) is the source of this 703-nucleotide messenger RNA. Its product is annotated as snakin-2-like. The record is from RefSeq and is marked validated. Lineage: Eukaryota; Viridiplantae; Streptophyta; Magnoliopsida; Fabales; Fabaceae.